Messenger RNA from Petromyzon marinus (sea lamprey), 2120 nucleotides. RefSeq lists its product as uncharacterized. NCBI's taxonomy places the organism in Eukaryota, Metazoa, Chordata, Hyperoartia, Petromyzontiformes, Petromyzontidae. Gene Ontology annotation, biological process: cytoskeleton-dependent intracellular transport; microtubule cytoskeleton organization; regulation of microtubule cytoskeleton organization. The record is from RefSeq and is a predicted model, not a curated record. Gene Ontology annotation, molecular function: microtubule binding; calmodulin binding. Gene Ontology annotation, cellular component: cis-Golgi network; microtubule; Golgi-associated vesicle.
CACCACCACCACCACCUGCACCACCACCACCACCACCACCUGCACCACCUGCACCACCACCACCACCUGCACCACCACCACCACCACCCAUGGCGUGGCCGUGCAUCACGCGCGCCUGCUGCCUGGCGCGCUUCUGGGCCCAGCUGGACAAGGCGGACAUCUCCAUCCCCCUCGCCAUCCCCCUCGCCGCGCCGCGCUACUCCGAGCUGGGGGACUCCGAGGCCCCCCAAUCCGGGGGGCUCCUCCGGGGCGGGGCGCCCCCCUGCCAGGGUCUCCCCGCCGCAGCCGCCACCGCAGCCGCCGGGCUGCCGUCGAUCGCCACGGGGCCCUGGGGGAGCUCCGCGCCGGGGUCGGGCGGUGGCAGCGGUGGUGGCAGCGGUGGUGGCAGCGGUGGUGGCAGCGGUGGUGGCAGCGGUGGUGGUGGCGGGGCACCGGCGGCGUCCCGCGGUGUGGACGGCGGCAAGGAGCGCUCGGUGACGCAGAGCGACUACCGCUCGUGGAAGGUCCGCCCGGAGGCGAGUUGCAAACCGCGUGCCGAGUACCAGGCGAGCGACGAGCCCUUCCCCACGGAGACUCAGUACAAGCUGGACUUCCGCGCGUGGCCCCUGCAAACGAGGCGGGAGCGAUGCGGAGGAGGAGGAGGAGGAGGAGGAGGCGGUGGAGGAGGCGGCGGAGGCGGUGGCGGAGGCUCCGUCGGUCACUCCAGCCCAGGCGCCGCCACGUGGGAAGGGCCCGGUCACGUGACCGCCACGGACGGUGCCGCCGGGACCUCGUCGUACCGGGCCCAGUUCCGCCUGUGGCCGGACCCCUCGGCGGCCGCUCCGUGCCGGCCUCUCAAACUCCACCCCGUCUUCAAGUCGCCCUUCGAGCCUCCUCAUCCUCCUCCUCCUCAUCCUCCUCCUCAUCCUGUGGCCGCCGCCGGCGCCGGCGGCGGCGCCGGCGGUUCCGGAAUCUCCGGCCACAACAACCACAACGGCCUCCACCACGCGGGGUCAGCCGCGGCCAGGGCCUCGUCCUCCGCCAUCGCCAAGCGGGCCGCUGACCGCUUGUCAAGGGCCGGAGGGGCCCGCGGGACGCCCAGGGAGGGCGCCAAGGAGGGAGCCAAGGAGGGAGCCAAGGAGGGAGCCAAGGAGGGCGCCAAGGAGGGAGCCAAGGAGGGAGCCAAGGGGGCCACAGGGAAUCGACGGCCACUCGGGAAGGCUGGGGGGGCCGGGGGGGCCGGUGCCAGAAAAGUGAACAAGGCCGAGAAAACGGACAAGAAGCCUCCUGGCACCGCCGCCACCGCCGCCGCCGCCGCCGCCGCCACCGCCGCCCACAAGAGAGGCAGGGCCGGCACGGCCCACGUGGCCAAGUCCGGCGCUCGCGACUCGGCAACCGGCAGAACGGGAGCCAAAGCGCACGGGGGCGCCGGCGGCGGCGCCGUCGUGAAGACGGCGCCCAGCGGAGACGCCAACGCCGGCGGUGCCAGCGCCGGCGUUGGCGUCGCCGGUGGUGUCAACGCCGGUGGUGUCAACGCCGGUGGUGCCGGCGCCGGUGGUGCCAGCGCCGGUGGUGCCAACGCCGGUGGUGCCGGCGCCGGCACCGGCGGUGCCAACGCCGGUGGUGCCAGCGCCGGCGUCGACGCCGGCGGUGUCAACGGCGGCGGUGCCAACCCCAACGCGAGUGCCACUGCCCCCUCUGCGAGCGCCGGGGGUUCCACUGGCGCCACCGCCCGGUCGGAGAAAGAUGCGGCCACCCCCACACCGGGACGGGCCAAGGAGAACGGCCUCAAGGAGGGCGGUGCCGUUGGUGCCGGCGGCGGUGCCGGUGGUGCCGGUGGCGGUGCCGGUGGUGCCGUUGGUGCCGGUGGUGCCGUUGGUGGCGACGGCGGUGGGGCCCAGGCGGCGCCGGCUGCGGUGCGCCGAGCCGACGUCGCGCUCGCGUUCAGCAACAAGCUGAUCGAGGCGCGACAGUAGACCUGGUGACCCGGUGACCCGGUGCCAGAGACCCAGUGACCUGAUGACAUAGUGACCCAGUGACACGGUGACCCAGAUACCCAGUUACAUGGUGACCCAGUGACACGGUGACCCAGAUACCCAGUUACAUGGUGACCCAGUGACAUGGUGACCCAGAUACCCAGU